AUGUCGGAUAAGGCGGCGCAAUACAAGCAGCAGCAAAGCGAAUUCGAAGUCCCCAAGUUCGACGCUGAGGGCAAGCCUCUUUCCAAGAAUGAACAGAAGCGUUUAUUGAAGGAAAUGAAGAAGGCUAAGGAGCAAGCCGAAAAGGCCGCCAAGAAAGCCGCUGCCAACGCAGACAAGCCCAAGAAGGAAAAGUCGGAAGCUCUGGCCGCCGAUUCGGAAGACAACCUAACGCCGAACCAGUACACCGAAAUUCGAAAGCAAAAGCUCGACGCCAAGAGAGCCCAGGGCGAGAACCCGUACCCACACAAGUUCCACGUCAGCAUCGGAAUUGGCGAGUUUAUUAAGAAGUACGGAAAGCUCGAAGACGGGACGACCCACAAAGACGAUGGAGAAGUUUCUACUGCUGGACGAAUCCACUCGUUCAGAGCCUCCGGAGCUAAACUCGUGUUUUAUGAUUUGCGCAGUGAAGGUGAAAAAAUCCAAAUUAUGGCCAACCUCGGGCAGUACAAGGACCCCGAAGAGUUUGCCAAAAUCAUUUCGGAGAUUCGACGAGGUGACAUUGUCGGCGUCAAAGGUUUCCCUGGAAAGACGAAGAAAGGAGAGCUUUCAAUCAUGCCCACCGAGAUGCAGGUCCUCUCUCCCUGUCUCCACAUGUUGCCCAAGUUGCACGAUGGUCUAAAGGACAAAGAAACUCGUUAUCGAAAAAGACAUUUGGAUUUGAUUAUGAACGCUGACGUGCGACACAAAUUCAUCGCCCGUGCCCAGAUUAUCCAAUACCUGAGAACUUACCUCGCCAACAAUGGUUUCUUAGAAGUCGAAACUCCAAUGAUGAACAUGAUCGCUGGUGGUGCUACCGCUAAACCUUUCAAGACGUUCCACAACGACCUCUCGAUGGAUCUGUUCAUGCGUGUUGCCCCCGAGCUUUACCUGAAGAUGCUUGUCGUUGGUGGCUACGAUCGAGUGUUCGAAAUCGGAAAGAACUUCCGAAACGAAGGCAUUGACAUGACUCACAACCCCGAAUUCACUGCUUGUGAAUUCUACAUGGCCUACGCUGAUGCCGAGGACUUGAUGAAGAUCACCGAGGAGCUUCUCUCUGGAAUGGUCAAAGCGAUCACCGGCGAUUACAAAGUUAAAUACCACCCUGAAGGUCCUGAUGGACCAGUUUGGGAAGCUGACUUCUCUCCUCCAUUCAAACGAUUUUACAUGUUCCCUGAGUUGGAAAAGAUCUUAAAUGUCAAACUCCCCUGCCCUACAAGCCUGCACACAGAAGAAGCCCGUGCCGCUCUUGACGCCAUCUGUGUCAAGCAAAACGUCGACUGUAGCGCUCCACGAACAUCUGCCCGGCUCUUGGACAAGCUUGUCGGCGAAUAUUUGGAAGAGGCCUCUAUCAACCCUACGUUUAUCUGCGACCACCCGCAAGUGAUGUCUCCGCUCGCAAAGUGGCAUCGAUCGGCGCCCGGUCUGACUGAGCGAUUCGAAUUGUUCGUCUUCAAGAAGGAAAUCGCCAACGCGUACACUGAGUUGAACGAUCCCAAGGUCCAACGCGACCGUUUCAGCCAGCAAAUGGCCGACAAGGCCGCUGGUGAUGAAGAAGCGCAGGGUUACGACGAGAAUUAUUGCCAGGCAUUGGAAUACGGUCUGCCGCCAACUGGAGGCUGGGGUCUAGGAAUCGAUAGACUCACCAUGUUCCUGACAGACUCGAACAACAUCAAAGAAGUGAUCCUCUUCCCCGCAAUGAAGCCCGAAGAAGCCAAUGAGAAGGGUGCCGAAGAAAAGAAGGAAUGA
Oikopleura dioica is the source of this 1785-nucleotide messenger RNA. The record is from the annotation of a GenBank genome assembly. NCBI's taxonomy places the organism in Eukaryota, Metazoa, Chordata, Appendicularia, Copelata, Oikopleuridae.